CACACACACAUCUGGAAAACAUUGUGUUGAGAGAAAAAAGCGGGUGGGACGGAAAAGAACAGAUAUGUUAGGAAAAAGGGAAUAAAACAAGGAUUAAACCUCAGAGAUGGAAGUAGAUUGAAGUUGUGACUGUGUGAAAAAGACGAGUUAACUCAGGAAACGGGUCAGGCAGAAGACAAAGAGAAGCUACUGGAAAGACCGGCUGCUUCACAGACUAAAUCAGGGACAUUUGCCAAAUACAGGCGUCCAGGAGUCUGGAUUCAUGAGGAAGAGUGUGACCAGACCUGAUCAUCUACAGGAGGCUUGAACUCACCUUCAGAAUGUCAGCGUCUCAGAGAUGUCUGUGCUGUGUCAAAUACUUGAUGUUUGUCUUUAACCUCGUCUUCUGGCUGGGAGGAUGUGGCUUGUUUGGAGUUGGAGUCUGGCUCUCCUUCACCCAGGCAGAGUUUUCCUCGCUUCCCUUGUCCUUUCCAUCACUGUCAGCCGCCAACCUGCUGCUGGUUGCUGGUGGGAUAACCAUGGUGACGGGGUUCCUGGGCUGUCUGGGAGCCCUGAAGGAGCAGCGCUGCCUUCUGUUUGUGUUCUUUAUGAUCCUGCUGCUCCUGGUCUUGACGGAGGCGACACUUGUGUUGGUCAUACACAUUUUCCAUGAUAAGAUGGAUUUAAGUGCACAAGAUGAACUAAAGGAGGGGAUGAAGAGUUAUACAUCAGAACCUGGACUGAAACAAUCCUGGGACAAUGUCCAGAAAAUGUUCAAAUGCUGUGGCGUUACCAGCCAGAAGGACUGGUACGAAGUGCUGAACGGGACGCUGCCCGCAUCCUGCUGCUCCGUUGGGAUAGAAAAGUGUGACACCGGAUGGAGCGAGCCAUGUUACCAGAAGGCCAGACAGUGGCUGCUGGACAACAUCCCCUCCGUCCUGGUGUUUGGAGUCUGCAUCGGUGUGGUUCAGAUCCUGGCCCUGGUCUUCUCCAUGCAGAUGUACUGUCAGAUCCGGCACGCUGAGAAAAACCUGUACUGACUGCAGGACUCGGAGGCUGGAAGACCUCUGAUCCAGGCACAGAUGCUUCAGCACUAACACGGGGUUCAGACCUGGGACGACAGCGUAUCUGACCGUAUACAUGACUGUACUCACUGAAACAUCGUUUUAUCAUCUUUAUUAAAUCUACAUACGUUUACAUGUCUGCAGAUUCCAGCUUUAAAUCUGAAUUCAGCUCCAAUCAAUAAUAAAUCAAAAUUCAUUUAUCUAUCAUGCUUCGCUGUAUGUAUUAAAGUUAGCUGAAAUAAAUAAUUCCUGUAUUUAAUUAUGUGUGUGAGAUAAGAAUCUGCAGCACCAAGCUCCCUUAGUUCACAUUUCCCUCUGUGUAGUCGUGCGUUCAGAUGAACCGGCAGGUGGUUCCAGCCGUUUGCUGCUCAGAUCUCACUAUUCUGCAACGCUUAAAAAAAAACAUUUUUAUCCUAAUCAUCCACAAUUCCUUUUUUCUUUGUGUGUAAGGUGACCCUGGGUGUGGAAAGGCGCCAAGAAAUAAAAUGUAAUAUUAUUGUUAUUA
This is a messenger RNA of Melanotaenia boesemani (Boeseman's rainbowfish), 1548 nucleotides long. It is a transcript of the gene tspan4b, whose product is annotated as tetraspanin 4b. The transcript has 8 exons. The record is from RefSeq and is a predicted model, not a curated record. NCBI's taxonomy places the organism in Eukaryota, Metazoa, Chordata, Actinopteri, Atheriniformes, Melanotaeniidae. The coding region runs from base 321 to 1019 and encodes 232 amino acids. Gene Ontology annotation, cellular component: membrane.